Molecule: messenger RNA, 2630 nt
Organism: Gaeumannomyces tritici R3-111a-1
Lineage: Eukaryota; Fungi; Ascomycota; Sordariomycetes; Magnaporthales; Magnaporthaceae
Exons: 3
Coding region: 42-2489 (815 amino acids)
Biological process (GO): DNA-templated transcription; positive regulation of transcription by RNA polymerase II
Molecular function (GO): zinc ion binding; DNA-binding transcription factor activity, RNA polymerase II-specific; sequence-specific DNA binding
Source: RefSeq, a predicted model, not a curated record
AAACUGCCAUCAACAGGUGGGAUUGAAAACGUCGAGCCGCAAUGAUGACCGAGACGCGGCGUCCACGGCUGCCAGCAUGUAAGAGCUGCUCGCAAAAAAAGGUCAAGUGCGACAGCACCCGCCCAAAAUGCCACUGGUGUGCUCGCAACAAGGCCGACUGCCUCAUGUUUGACUCGGCUGGUCAGCAGUGGCUGUCGAGGAGCCUGCUUGACGAGCUGGAGCGCCAAGAGGCCGCGCUGUCUGCAGCAUCAACCGCUGAGGCAGCUCCAGCCACCGUAACAGCUCUCCCACUAGCCAUAGCCUCGGCGACGGGACACACCCCAGGGUUGCAUGGCGCAUCACCAGCCACCAGCCACCAGACCCCCGCGGCCAGUCACCCGCCGCCUAAGCACCCCACGCCCUUCGGUGGCUGUCCAUCCACAUCCACCGCCGCCCGCCCUGGCGCUGGCCUGGGCUUCAUCUCGGUGCUCUUUUCCGAUCCUGAGUGGCGCCGCACCAACGAAGACCUCCUGCGGACGCUGGCCGGUGCUGCCGGAGCCCCCUCGGCUGGCGUCGAGGCGUGUCCGCUGUCCGACGCCGCCGUGGCCAAGGGUCUGUUCGAGCGCUACAUCAACUGGUCCCAUGUCCUAGCGCCGUUCCUCCUGCGGCGGGAGGUCUGGAAGCUCUAUACGCGCGUGUAUCCCGAGGCGCCUCGGCAGCCAUCUUCUCCUGACCCGCACGAGCUAUUUCGAGCCCAUAUUAUCUGCGCCAUCGGCGCCGUAAUCCCAUAUCGCAACGGUCAGCAUGGCCAGCACCCCGAGGGUUACUACCGGGCGGCGCUGCAGCACCUGGACUCGGCCUUUCUGACGCGCGGGCUUGAUUCGAUCCAGGACCUCCUCCUCAUCUGCCGCUUUGGCGUCUACCACCACAUCGGCAUUUCCAUCUGGGAUAUUGUGCGCCUCUGCGUGCGCCUGUGCGUUGAGCAGGGCCUCCACUCGGGCGAUGGCGAGGACCCGGCAGAUCCGCUGCUGAACCAAAAGAAGCGCCGUAUCUUCUGGCAGACUUACUUAAUGGACCGCUACAGCUCCACCACGCUCGACCGUCCCUUCGCCAUCGACGACGGGGACAUUGAGGUCGGCUUCCCGGCCGAUGCCAACGAUGAGGAAGUAGCCCUGAUGGGUACCGGCGCCAUGGAAACACCCCCUCUUGCAGCAUGGGAUGUCGCCGCAGCGGCCGACAAGCCGAGCGAGACCAGCGUUUUUCUCUUUUGCGUGCGCCUCCGCCAGGUCUCGUCCCGCAUCCACGUCGAGAUCUCGCGCCUUCGUCAGGAUCCCGUGGUGCAGUCCCAACCGCAUCUCGCCGUUGGCCGCAUCUACACAACGCUCAACCGCCUGCUGCAGGACCUGCGGGCGUGGCGUGCGAGCGCUCCGCUGUCCUCGUCGCUGGCAUCAACAGCGGGCUCCCCAACGCAGCGCCAGCCGCCGUGUCUGUACGAGAGCCUGGAAUGGUUUGAUCUGCUGCACACCCGCGAAAAGAUGUCGCUCCUGCGCAGGGUUGUCGAUCUCGUCCCCAAGGCCAACGGCGCCUCUCCAGCACAUAUCCUGUCCUUGUUCCUCCGCACCUCGCUCGAGACUAUCGAUUGCUAUGUUGCCAUGUCGCGGCGCGGCGCCUCUGUCGUUCACACUCGGUCCUAUUUCCACCUAAUGUUUGUCAGCGGCGUUUCUGCCAUGUACUGCGUUGCCUCCUCUUUGGCCGCCGCCGGCACGAACGACGGGUUGAGUGCUGGCGCCGAAGUGGAUGCAGCAUUAAAAUCCGAACCCGGGCUGGGCCAGGACGUUGUUACCGUAGCGCGUGGCCUGCGUGUCUGCGAGGAGAUUCUGGUCGUCAUGUCGGAGCAGCUCCCCGGCGCUCCUGCCUACGUUACCGUCUAUGGUGCCUUGCGUCGCCACAUCACCCGUCAACUCCAGCUGGCCGUGCCUCACGCCGCGCACGAACUAGGUCUCCUUGUCGACGCUAUCCCAAACUCUGCCGCUUUGGAUGUCGGACCCGAGGCAGGCGUUGCGGAACACCUGCGACAAACUAACACGACGGCAUCAUCCCCGUCGACCACCGCUGGUCCGACAAGCAUUCUGGCAAGCUCAGACGCCCAACCGUCAGGGGGCCGCGAAGGGUUGCAAAACCACGCACUCGGCUACGGCGAUGGGAGCACGGCUGUCCAUCACGCUGGCUACGAUUGGAUGGACGACCAUGGCCAACACCAUGCACCUACCUCUGCGCCAGGCUUUCCCUUUAACCAAUCCUUCGGCGGAGCGGCAAUGCCGAUAGAUCCUAGAGCUGGCGGUGGGCUUGGUCCCGCAGGCAUUCAGCAGCUGCCCCAAAUGCCACAGGAAGACCUGCUGCAGUGGGUGUUUACUAAUGACGAGUCCAUAUGGGGCAUGGACAUGAUGCUUGGGGAAUACGUCUACGGCGAUCCGAGCCACGGCGGAUUCCUCAACCGGGUAGACCUGUAGGUGCAGCGUGGAAGCAUCGGCGGCCCGGAGCUAGGCUGCGGGACUUUUGUACACUUUGCGACUUGCAUUAAUUCUAUAUCAUCUACUGCUUCUGCUUCCUUUCUGCUUCGAUAAACUCCAUUAUCCUCUCGGCCGCCCUCA